AUGCCGGCUGCAUUGAUGUCAUCUCUGGACGGGAGUAUGACUGACUCGGGGGAUCUGGAGCAGGCAGCACCUCCCUGCCUUGGAAAUGUGUCCCGCGACCUGCUUCGAAACUUUCCUCAUACUAAACGCGUAGGCAGCUACCUGGUGGGCAAAAUGAUCAACAAAGGGUCCUUCGCCAAGGUUAUGUUGGGCAUGCACAUCAGUACAGGGGAGAAGGUGGCAAUCAAGGUGAUAGAUAAGAAGAAGGCUUGUCAGGAUUCAUAUGUUUUAAAGAACAUGAAACGUGAACCUAGAAUUCACCAAAUUAUCCGCCAUCCGAACAUCGUCUUGCUACUGGAGACGCUAGAGACGGAGAACUGCUACUACAUGGCCAUGGAGCUGUGCGGAGGAGGAGACCUGAUGGACAAAAUAUGUGAACGCAAGCGGCUGGAGGAGAGAGAGGUGCGCAGGUUCACCCGCCAGAUACUGUCUGCAGUGGAACAUCUGCACAGGCAUGGGAUAGUUCACAGGGACCUGAAGAUUGAGAACUUUCUACUAGAUGAAAACAACAACAUUAAGAUUGUAGACUUUGGUCUGAGUAACACUUUGAAGGCAGAUUCUCUCUCUUUGGAGCUACUGAAUACUCAGUGUGGCAGUCCUGCUUACGCUGCCCCUGAACUGCUGGCCCACAGGAAGUACGGUCCUAAAGUGGAUGUGUGGUCUGUGGGUGUAAGUAUGUUUGCCAUGUUGACUGGCACAUUGCCGUUUACGGUGGAGCCCUUCAACAUUAAGCAGCUUCAUCAGAAAAUGGUGAAUGGAGAAAUCAGUGCAAUACCAUUAGACAUCAGCAAAGCGGCUGCACAGUUUGUCUUAUCUCUGUUGGAGCCAAAUCCAACAAAAAGGCCCACAGUGAAAGCAGCAAUGGAAGAUAAAUGGUUGAAUGAGGGUUAUGCCAAGAGACCCCUUCAUUCUGUCACUUAUAAAAACAGGCUGUAUCCUGAGGAUCUAAAUUUAGCUGUGUUAAACUACAUGACAGAAUCUCUAGACUAUGGUCUUUCUGAUAUCAUCCAUACUGUCAUUAACAACAAACCAUCUGCCAUCUUAGCUUCCUACCAUCUACUGCUAAAACAACUCAUUAGACAUCAGAAAGGAGUCAAGACCAUGAAGACGGACACACCUGACAGGGGGUUAGGAGUGGUACUGUCUCAGAUGGUGGAGGGGGAGGAGUUUCCCGUGCCGUACAUUAGUCACAAGCUCACACAGAGACAGACUAAGUACAGCACCAUCAAGAAGGAGGGUUUAGCCAUCAAGUGGGCACCACUUCAAAAUGAUGCAGCCAAUGAGAGGAACUCAAGACAGACCAGUAAGACCCACAGGAGCCAAUCACAGGACAAGAAAAGGCCAGCAGAGACAAUCAGACCAAAGCAGCCUAGCCUAAUGGUUAGAACCGAUCUGCCCACCACACUGCACGUGGAUAAUUUCACAGCUAACGAGAUUGCUAUACUUGUUGAGACGUAUGAUGGACUGAUUCCUAAGGUCUCAGAAAAGGAGAUCCUUUGUGUCUCACCACCUAAGUGUUCCUGCAGAAAAGGGAGUGGCACCAAACUCUGUGACUCAGCUCCUUGUGAUGCCACUGUAACCAUAGACACUUCUAGAGACUCUCAGAUAAUGAACCCAUCUUUCAAACCACAAGAUCUGGGACCAGCCUACUCUGACAAAUAUCAAGGGUUGGAAUCUGAACAUCAACAUGAUGAUCACAAGUUGGAGAAGUUGCAGACAUUCUACUCAGAGAAAGGUGCAUAUCCCAGAACAGGGCAGCGCGUUAAAGAUCUGUUACUGGCGAUUGAGGAGAAAACCUAUAAUGGUCGCCACCUCAGUACUAUGGAAACCACAACACAAACCUCCCCAUUACCACGACUACGCCACACUGCAACACUAAAAGAAGCCAUGCCCAGAAAAGUAACUUGGGUUGGUCUUACACGCCAUGCCACAGCUGGCACAGGCUCCUCACCUUUCUUAGUAAAUGGGUCCAAACCACCAUUGUUUCCAUCACAGAGACAACAAGCUCUUGUCAUUAAAAACCUGAGACAUGCAAAGGAGAAGAGGAACAUUGUAACAGGAGGGGGAGGAGGGAUAGGUAUCUCCAGUAAUACAGCGAAACAGAACUCUGUUCAGUUACGAACGGCUAUACAGCGCAGGGUAACAGAUCUUAACUUACCAAUGCUUCCAUCUGCGUUACAGAACAAAUCUGAAAAAAAGACAGAAAUACUCAGAAUGGACUUUGGAUGA
Molecule: messenger RNA, 2268 nt
Organism: Xyrauchen texanus (razorback sucker)
Lineage: Eukaryota; Metazoa; Chordata; Actinopteri; Cypriniformes; Catostomidae
Product: serine/threonine-protein kinase MARK2-like
Exons: 10
Coding region: 1-2268 (755 amino acids)
Biological process (GO): intracellular signal transduction; protein phosphorylation
Cellular component (GO): cytoplasm
Molecular function (GO): protein serine/threonine kinase activity; ATP binding
Source: RefSeq, a predicted model, not a curated record